UCUAAACCUGCAACCAUGAGCUGUUCGCAUCUUUCCACUCUCGCUUCUCUCCAGGCUCCUCGACUGUCACAGUCCGUGCAUCGUGAGGAGUGCACACAGUGCUUUGACAAUCAGGACGAUCCGCUAGGUGUCGAUGUAUGCUUGAGCUGCUUCAAUGGUGGCUGCUCUGGAGACAGGCACCAUAUACGUACUCAUCUUCAAAAAUCGGGCCAUCGCUUUACCCUCAAUGUCAAACGCAAACUCAAGCCGUCGACAAAAAGGGUCGAAGAUGAAGAGCCACCUGCGAAGAUAUCCAAGCUGGCGAUCCCAGAGGAAAAGGAGGAGGACAAGUACGAUCAUUCGACAGUUGUGAAAUGUUGGACGUGCGAUGUCGAGAAGGGGCGCGAGAUUCCAGAAGCUUUCAACGACGCUAAGGUCAAAUCCCUAGCUGAUGAAGUGAUGCGCUCGCUCUCAUCCGCGCGUCAAUCUGAAGUCAAAGCAUGGGAGGAGGAAUUCGAGGCUUGCGAACACACCCUCAUGCUGCAGCAAGUCAGCGCCGGCGCGAUUCCUGCUUCUGGCCUUGCCCACUGCACCGCAUGUGAGCUGACAAACAAUCUCUGGCUUUGUUUAACAUGUGGGUCCCUUGGAUGUGGUCGGCCAUUGUACGGUGUUGCGAAUGCUGGCAACGGGCAUGGGGUUCGACAUUACGAAGAGACCGGUCAUCCUGUCAGCGUCAAACUUGGGACAAUCACACCUGAAGGAGGAGCAGACAUCUUCUGUUACAAGUGUGAUGACGCCAAACUCGAUCCAGACCUUCCUCUCCAUCUCUCUACCUUCGGAAUCAAUAUUUCAACAGCUCAAAAGACGGAGAAGAGCAUGACGGAGAUGCAAAUCGAACACAACCUCAAAUACGACUUUUCAUUAACAUCGGAAGAUGGAAAGGCACUAGAGCCCGUAUUCGGAGCUGGCUUGACCGGCUUGUCCAACUUGGGCAACAGUUGUUAUAUGGCGUCGGUGCUCCAGACCUUGUUUUCCCUCCCCGGUUUCAAGACCCGCUACUUCUCAGCCACCUCGACGACGGAUCAUGCUUCUCAGUGUCCCGAGCAACUUCCUGCAGACUGUGUCGAAUGCCAAAUGCGAAAAGUUGCCGACGGGUUACUCAGCGGACGCUACUCUCACCCUGGGCACGGUGCUUCCACCAGUGCAAAUGAUCCUGUUUUCCAAGAAGGCUUGCGACCGGCUGGUUUCAAGGCUCUCAUUGGUAAAGGACACUCAGAGUUUUCGACGAUGAAGCAGCAAGAUUCAGAGGAGUUCCUUGGUCAUUUGCUAACGGUUUUACGACGAGAUGCACACAAGUACAAGGAUCGAGCUGCUGGUGAUAUGACCACGGUGUUCACCUACGGAUUAGAACAACGUUUGGAAUGCAAUGUCUGCAGUAAAGUGAGCUAUCGCGUAGAUUCGACGGACGUCUUGAGCGUUCCCGUGACCGCGAUAGAGCAAGGAAAAGACGCAGAUGGGAAGAUAAUCUACUCGCCAAUCACACUCGAGUCUUGUGUGGACACCGUUCUGACACCCGAACUGUUGGAAUACAGCUGUCCGUCUUGUAACAAGAGCGUGCAUGCUUCAAAACAAGCCAAGUUUGCGACCUUCCCAGAGGUGCUCGUAGUCCACGCGAAGAAAUUUCAGCUUGUCAACUGGGUACCCACCAAACUUGAUAUUCCGUUGAUUUUGCCGGAAGGAGAUGCGUUGGUAUUUGGUACUCAGCAUCUUGGCACCGGCUUGCAGGCAGGCGAAGUAGAGCUUCCGAGCGUUGCUGCCGCUGCCGCCGUGCCUGAAUUCAAUGUUGCUGCGAUGGCACAACUUGAAGGAAUGGGUUUCUCGACAUUGCGUAGCCAAAAGGCAUUGCUAGCAACAGGAAACUCCGAUGCGGAAGCGGCGAUGGAGUGGUUGUUUGUCCAUCUAGAGGAUCCAGACAUCGACGCGCCGGUACAACACUCUGCUGGAGGCGGGGCUGGACCAGAGCCAUCGCCCGAGCAAAUUUCAAUGCUGACGGAUAUGGGUUUCAACGCAGCACAAGCAAAGAAGGCAUUACGAGAGACGUCUGGCAACACCGAGCGUGCUGUCGAGUGGCUCUUCAACCACCCAGAUGACAUGGACUUGGACGAUGGACCAGCCGCAACGUCAUCUGUCCCAGCCGAGCCUGCCGUUGUUCCCGGAUCAAAAUCAGUCCCAGUACAAUACCGGCUCAAGGCCUUCAUCUCACACAAAGGACCGUCCGUCCACUCUGGCCAUUAUGUUGCACAUAUUCAGACGCCAGAAGGAUGGGUGUUGUUCAACGAUGAGAAGGUCGUCAAGGCUGAUGCGGAAAGUGUGAAGGAGUUGAAGAAGUUGGCAUAUUUGUACGUUUUCGAGAGGGUAUAG
Molecule: messenger RNA, 2400 nt
Organism: Mycena indigotica
Lineage: Eukaryota; Fungi; Basidiomycota; Agaricomycetes; Agaricales; Mycenaceae
Product: Ubiquitin carboxyl-terminal hydrolase
Exons: 12
Coding region: 16-2400 (794 amino acids)
Biological process (GO): protein deubiquitination
Molecular function (GO): cysteine-type deubiquitinase activity; zinc ion binding; protein binding
Source: RefSeq, a predicted model, not a curated record